UCGCCUCGGUGGCUGGCGCUACUUCUAAGGAGCCAGACGCGGCGCGGUCGUUUUUAUACCUUCCCGCGCGGAGGCAACGGAAGGGCGGGGCGCCUCGUGAUUAGGCGGCCGAGGUGCGAGGGCGAGCAGGGGGCGGGGCCUGCGGGCGCCUCCCUGGGAGGCCGGAAGAUCCUCGGGCGUCGCCUGGGUGCCGCGCAGUGUGCGCGUCCCGGGUCCCUCCGCACCGUGCGAUCGUGGGGGUCCCGACCGGUCCGUGGUUCCGACUUGGUUGUGCUUGCUCGAAGGCUCGGUCUCCUGACGAGCUGGCGUUCUCACCCCUGCUGUAACUUCGCGGAUUAGUGACAGUCACUCUUCCUAUCUUUAAAAGCAGGCCUUGGUCACAGGUUCUGCUGUCAUGAAGGUGAAAAUUAAAUGUUGGAAUGGUGUGGCCACUUGGCUCUGGGUAGCCAAUGAUGAGAACUGCGGCAUCUGCAGGAUGGCAUUUAAUGGCUGCUGUCCAGACUGUAAGGUGCCUGGUGACGACUGCCCCCUCGUGUGGGGACAGUGCUCCCACUGCUUCCACAUGCACUGCAUCCUCAAGUGGCUGAACGCGCAGCAGGUGCAGCAGCACUGCCCCAUGUGUCGCCAGGAGUGGAAGUUCAAAGAGUGAAGCCACUUCCCUCUCCUGUGCUGUGCCAGGCUCACCCCCUUCCCUCCCUCCCCUCCCCUCCCCCAGAUACAGCACCCAAGUCCCCUCCACACAGCACAGUGGUGCCCAGAGAUCUCGGUCUGUUCUGGGGACAAGAAUGCUUUCUAUUUGGCUGAGACAAGGUUGAAAGGAGCUUUGCUGACUGUUUUGUUUUGUUUUCCCAUCACAUUGACACUUUAUUCAAUAAGUAAAACUCAUUACAGUUCAGAGCCGUGCUGGAGGCCUCUGCUUGCCUGGUUUCUUGACAUACUGAUGCAGCUAGCAGCAUGUUUUGCUAUGAAAACUCAAAUAAACAGCUUGAUGAUAUAA
Messenger RNA from Mus caroli (Ryukyu mouse), 997 nucleotides. It is a transcript of the gene Anapc11, whose product is annotated as anaphase promoting complex subunit 11. Gene Ontology annotation, molecular function: cullin family protein binding; zinc ion binding; ubiquitin protein ligase activity. Gene Ontology annotation, cellular component: anaphase-promoting complex. Gene Ontology annotation, biological process: anaphase-promoting complex-dependent catabolic process. Lineage: Eukaryota; Metazoa; Chordata; Mammalia; Rodentia; Muridae. The record is from RefSeq and is a predicted model, not a curated record.